Molecule: messenger RNA, 3687 nt
Organism: Fusarium vanettenii 77-13-4
Lineage: Eukaryota; Fungi; Ascomycota; Sordariomycetes; Hypocreales; Nectriaceae
Exons: 5
Coding region: 1-3687 (1228 amino acids)
Source: RefSeq, a predicted model, not a curated record
AUGUCCGAGACCGAGAGCUUCGACAUUGUCCAGCCCGAGGAGGCUGUCGCUUCUCCUACCGAGGCCCACGCCGAGCCCGAGAGCCCACACGCAGCGACUCCUGCCUCGCCUGAGACGCCGGCUAAGGAGAAUGGGGACAAGAAGCCAGUUGUGAAGCGACCUGGGGCUGCUUCAGCCACGAGCGCUACUCGUCGCCCAGGUUCGACGUCGACGGCUACCAAGCCUACCGCGGCCAGCACUCGUACUGCUACUGGUCUGAGCAAGCCCCCGACUCGACCUCCCACCUCUACUGUCCGCAGGACCGCGACCUCAUCGACCUCGACCUCGAGCCACAAGAGCAGGCUCAGUAUGAGCGCGAGCGAAGACGACAAGAAGUCGACCACCUCGAGCGCUUCGGCCCGCAGGACGAGUUCUAUCAUGUCUAGCCCUGGCAAGGCAGCUGAGAGGAGGCCUCUUAGCUCUGCUACUGGCUCAGCUACUGCGACACGAAGACCCGGAACCACGACCACCACGACGCCGCGAACUGCGACAGGCACCCGAACCUCGACCGCCCACCCCCCCUCGGCGACACGAACCACUGCCACUCGAACAACGAGUGCCACCCCUACUAGCGAUGCCCGAAAGCGCCUCUCUACGUCAGGACCUCUGACUGCUUCUCGCACCGCGGUCCGACCCACUUCCGCUUCUUCGGAGGCUACCAAGGAGAUUGAGUCGCUCAAGGCUAAGCUGGCUGAGAGCGAGCACGAGAUUGAAGCUCUGAAGGCUGAGGUGAAGACCUCGGAGGAGAAGCUUGCCGAACUCACUGAGCAGGUCCACAAGGCGGCAGGUGACGAUACAGGUUCCCAUACCAUUGGCGAGGACCUUGCCGCUAUCAAGGCUGAGCAUGAGUCGACUGUUGCUGCCCUAACGGGAGAGGUAUCUGAGGCGAACGAGAAACUCGAGACUGCGCAAGCUGAGCUUGAGAAGCUCCAGACAGAGCUUGACGCUGCAGUGGCCGCCAAGGAGACUACUGAGAGCGAGCUUGAGUCACUGAAGGAGCAGCUUGAGGCCGCUCUGGCUGAGAACGUAGAGCAGCUCGAAUAUAGCAAGUGGGAACUCCAGAAGGCCAUUGACGAGCACGCUUCUCAGAUUGAAGAGCUCAAGUCCUCUCUUGAGGCCCAGAAGACAUCUGCCAUCGAGGCUCUGGAGAGCAAGCACAAGGAGGAGCAUGACAAGGAUCAGGCCGAUGUUUCCUCCCACGAGACUGCUCUGGCGGAUCUCAAGGCCAGCCACGAGGCCGCUGCCGCUGAGCUGCAGAAGAAGAUCGACGAAUUGACUGCGUCUCAGUCUGCCCUCGAGUCCGCCAGCGACGACAAGCUCAAGUCUGAGCAGGAGGCCCACACAGCCAAGAUUUCCGCCCUUGAGGCUCAGGUUGCUGAUACUAAGGUUGCGCUCGCGCUUGCCGAGACGACUGCUCAGACGGCCAAGGCUGAGGUUGCAUCUCUGAACGACGAGAUUAGCAAGCUUCGGAGCAGCCUGGCUGAGAAGGAGACUGAACUUGAGGCUGCCAAGCAAGAUCUCACCAAGGCCCAGGAGGAGGUUGCUGCCGCUAAGGCUGAGGCCGAGGAGGCGCAGAAGGCUCUCGCUGAGAAGGAGGAGGAGAUUGUCAAGGUCAAGGAGAUGCAGGAAGAGCGAAUGAAGAGCAUUUCCCAGGACUACGAGCAGGAGAUUGAGUCUCUCCGAGGAGACGCCUUCUUCAAGCGCAAGUUUGAGGAGCUUGAGGGUCAGCACAAGGAACUCGAAGACCAGCACAACGAGCUCAAGGCCUCCACUUCAGAGGCUCUCGAGGCUGCUAAGGCUGAGCACGCUGCUGCUAUCGCUGCUCUGGAGGAGAAGCAGGCCGAGCACCAGAAGAACCUUGAUGCUCUUCGUGCCAGCCAUGCUGAGGAGCUUGAGUCUUCCAAGAACACUGCGGCCGCUGACCGGGAUGCCCGCAUUGCUGAGAUUGACUCCCUGAAGGAGAGCCACGCCAAGCAGCUGGAGAUUCUAAAGACCGAGGACGCGUCCACCCACACCGACGAGCUCGAAGCCCUUAAGGCUGCUCACGCCAGCGUUCUGGAGUCGCUCAAGAAGGAGCAUACUGAGGAGAAGGAGAACCUCAUCGCUAAGCUCAAGGCUGAGCUCGACGAGGCCCGAGAAGCUGGCGAGGUUGCUCACGCCACUGAGAUUGCCAAGCUGAAGGCUGAGCUGGAUGAUGCUCGAGAAGCAGGUGAUGCUACUCACGCAGCUGAGCUGGAGGCCCUUAAGGCUAAGGCCGAGGCUGAUAAGGAAGCGAGUGACAAGGCGCACGCCGAAGCCUUGGCCAAGGCUCUAGAAGAGAUCGAGGCCGCGAAGACUGCUGGCAACGACUCUCAGGCGGCCAAGAUUGCUGCUCUCGAGGCUGAGCACCAGGCUGCCAGAGAAGCGACUGAAAAGGCCCACAGCGAGGAGAUCCUGGCAUUGAAGAGCCAACUAGAGGCCCAGAGCGCGGACGACAAGAAGCACGCCGAGGAGUUGGCCUCCUUGAAGGCUGAGCUUCAGAACGCCAAGGAUGAGCUUGAGAAGGCGCAGGCUUCCAAGAAGCAGGCUAUUGAGGAGGCUCGCUUCGAGCUUGAGCAAGAACACGCUGCUGAGGUUGAGAAGCUCCUGUCUUUCAACGGCGAAGUCCUGGAGCGUAUGAAGAACGAGGGCGCCGAGGCCAAGAAGGAGCUCGAGGAGCUUACUGCUGAUCACACCAAGGCUAUCGAUGAGAUGAUGACACAGCACCGAAACAACGACACUCAGCUGGAGAGCAAGAUUGAGAAGCUGACGGAGGCCAACCAAGGUCUGGAGGCUGAACUCAACAAGGCGAAGGCUGAACUCGAUAAGGCUCAGGUUGAGGUUGAGGAGCUGUCUCACCAGCUGGCUCAGGAGAAGACUGAGCGAUUCACAGCGCUCGCUGAGCUUGAGGACGCAAGGAACGUCAAGCCUGAUACUUCUGAGGUGGAUGCCCUGAAGAGGGAGAUCGCCACAAUGAAGAAGUUCCAUGAGGAUGCCCUUGCUGGCGUUGAUGCCGAGCUCAAGUCAACCACUGGUCGCUACGAGAGUGCACAGGGAGAUCUGACUGCUGCUCAGACUCAGCUGGCAGCUUUCAAAGACGACUUGGCCCUUGCGCAGAAGGACCUUGAAGCUGUCAAGGCUGAGGCUGAGGCCAAGCAAAAGACCGCCAAGGCUGACUACCAGGACAUGCACGACAGCCUGACUGGCAUUGCUGAGGAGGCUCAGAAGACGGCUAAGGAUCUGGAGGCGAAGCUUGCCGAGGCGCUGGCCAAGGUUGAGGAUGGAGAGAAACAGGUGGAGGUUCUCGAGGCCCAGAUCAAGGUCAAGGAUGCCGAGAUCGUUGAGGCCAAGGCCAACGCCGCCAUCGCCAAGCCCAAGGGACUCGCAGCCAGCAGAUUUGCCAACGCAGAGGAGGGCGACGACGCCGCCGCUGCGAAGGAUGAUGCGGCGGAAGGUGAGGAGAUUGAUGAUCAUUCCUCAGUAGCACUUGCUUCGAUAAGUAAGGCUAGACUGACGGCCAAGCAAAUGGAUACCCUCGAUAGGGAGAUGAGGGAUCGUAACUUGCAGCUGUUGAAGUCGAUCACGGACGUCAAGUCGCCCGCUCUGGGCUCUGACCGACAGUACAACUAA